AUGCUGUCGACAGAACGAACUCCCAGACCUCAUCCCUUUCGGCACCUGCACCGACCUAUUUUUUCAAACUACGGCACCUCCGCACGCGUCAUGCAAAACAGUGCCGACCACCUCGAACACAUCUGGAUCAUUACCGGUCCUGCAGGAUGUGGGAAGACGACGGUCGCACAGCACCUUGCUGCCGAGUUGUCGCUACCCUACAUCGAGGGUGAUGAUUAUCAUCCCUUAGCCAACAAGCAAAAAAUGGCCUCCGGAAUUCCCCUUACGGAUGCCGACCGCUGGGAUUGGCUGAUCACCCUCCGAGAAGAAGCAGUCAAGAAGCUCCAAACGUCCAACUCGGUUAUCGUCACAUGCUCGGCUCUUAAGCGCAAAUAUCGCGACGUCAUGCGAGUCGCCAACUACGAACACCCUUCCGUCCAAGUCCAUUUUAUCUACCUCAAGGUCGAUGAAGCAACGCUGCAAGCGAGAGUGGCUGCGCGAGUGGGCCACUAUAUGAAAGAAGGAAUGGUGCACAGCCAGAUGGCCACGUUGGAAGAGCCAGAGGAAGAACUUGAAUGGGAUGUCAUGCAAGUGGAUGUGAGGGAAGACAAGGAAUUAGUCAAGCGACAUGCACUCGAGCUGGUGCAGCGCAAGCUGAGAGAGUAUAACGAGCUGGCGGUGCAGCAACAAGUCUAG
Fonsecaea multimorphosa CBS 102226 is the source of this 675-nucleotide messenger RNA. RefSeq lists its product as uncharacterized. The transcript is spliced from 2 exons. Lineage: Eukaryota; Fungi; Ascomycota; Eurotiomycetes; Chaetothyriales; Herpotrichiellaceae. Gene Ontology annotation, cellular component: cytoplasm. The record is from RefSeq and is a predicted model, not a curated record. The coding region runs from base 1 to 675 and encodes 224 amino acids. Gene Ontology annotation, molecular function: gluconokinase activity.